Micropterus salmoides (largemouth bass) is the source of this 4026-nucleotide messenger RNA. RefSeq names its product calpain-1 catalytic subunit-like. Gene Ontology annotation, molecular function: calcium ion binding; calcium-dependent cysteine-type endopeptidase activity. The transcript has 23 exons. The record is from RefSeq and is a predicted model, not a curated record. Gene Ontology annotation, biological process: proteolysis. The coding region runs from base 311 to 2419 and encodes 702 amino acids. Gene Ontology annotation, cellular component: cytoplasm. NCBI's taxonomy places the organism in Eukaryota, Metazoa, Chordata, Actinopteri, Centrarchiformes, Centrarchidae.
CAGCAGCCGUCUGUCUCUUUAAGGGGCCCUCACUGUUAUUGAUGGAGAUGUAACCCCGCCCCUCCCGCCGGGCGGGGCCCGGGACUGCAGCACAGCAUCCACAGCAGCAUCCAGCACAGCGCACAGGACCGCAACCCCGACAGGAAGUCCAGACACACAACGGACCGAGCCGCCUGUACUGGUUUCACUGGGAGCUGCUGUCCGAACUGGGCUGAGCUGGUCCGGGUCUCUGCGGGACUGCUGGAGGACUACAACCGAACCGUGACUCAGCAGGAACACCUUCUGACGAGCCCAUUGGACAGAGAUCAGGAUGUUCGGAGGCGUGUCGGGCCGGAUCCAGAAGGAACGGCAGAGAGCUGGAGGUCUGGGCUCAGUCCAGCAGGCCGUACUCUACCAGAACCAGGACUACCAAGCCCUGAAGGAGGACUGUCUGCAGAAUAGAUCCCUGUUCCAGGACCCAUUGUUCCCCGCUGAACCGGCCUCACUGGGUUUCAAGGAACUCGGACCGUUCACCGCCAAAACCAGAGGGGUGGAGUGGAAGAGACCCACGGAGCUGACAGAGAGGCCUCAGUUCAUCGUGGGCGGAGCCACCAGGACCGACAUCUGUCAGGGGGCGCUGGGAGACUGCUGGCUGCUGGCCGCCAUCGGCUCUCUGACUCUGAACGAACGGCUGCUGCAUCGUGUGGUUCCUCACGGCCAGAGCUUCGACCGCGAAUACGCCGGCAUCUUCCACUUCCAGUUCUGGCAGUUCGGCGAGUGGGUGGACGUGGUGAUCGACGACCGUCUGCCGGUUAAAGACGGAGAGCUGCUGUUCGUCCAUUCGGCUGAAGGCAGCGAGUUCUGGAGCGCCCUGCUGGAGAAGGCCUACGCCAAGUUGAACGGCUCGUACGAGGCGUUGUCCGGCGGCAGCACCACUGAAGGUUUCGAGGACUUUACGGGCGGUGUGUCGGAGAUGUACGAGCUGAAGAAAGCUCCCAAAGAUCUUCAUCGUAUCAUCAGCAAAGCUCUGGAGAGAGAAUCCCUGCUGGGCUGCUCCAUAGACAUCACCAGCGCCUUCGACAUGGAGGCGGUGACCUUCAAGAAGCUGGUUAAAGGCCACGCCUACUCUGUAACCGGACUCACUCAGGUGGAGUACCGCGGCCGGCAGGAGCGUCUGAUCCGGAUCAGAAACCCCUGGGGUCAGGUGGAGUGGACCGGAGCCUGGAGCGACAACUCCUCAGAGUGGAGCGCCGUCGACUCUGCAGAGAAAGACGAGCUGCUCUGCAAGAUGGAGGACGGAGAGUUCUGGAUGUCUUUCCAGGAGUUCCUGCGUCAGUUCUCCCGGCUGGAGAUCUGUAAUCUGACGCCGGACGCUCUCAGCGAGGACUCCACCAGGUUCUGGAGCACUGUGAUGUUUGAGGGCGGCUGGCGGAGAGGAAGCACCGCCGGGGGCUGCAGGAACAAUCCAAACACGUUCUGGAUCAACCCUCAGUAUAAGAUCUCCCUGCUGGAGGAGGACGACGACCCCGAGGACGACGAGGCCGCCUGCAGCUUCCUGGUGGCUCUGAUGCAGAAAGACCGCCGCCGCUACCGCCGCCAAGGCCAGGACGUGCACACCAUCGGCUUCGCCAUCUACGAGAUUCCUGAGGAGUACCGAGGCUGUCCGAGCGUCCACAUGAAGAAGGACUUCUUCCUGCGCCACUCCUCCUGCGCUCGCUCUGAGACCUUCAUCAACCUGCGAGAGGUGAGCGCCAGGCUCCGCCUCCCGCCGGGUGAGUACCUGAUCGUCCCGUCGACCUUCGAACCCUCCAAGGAGGCCGACUUCGUCCUGAGGGUGUUCACCGAGAAACAGUCCGAGACCAAGGAGAUGGGCGACGACGUGGAGGCCACCUUUGAUGAAGAGGAGGAAGUCACAGAGAGCGACGUGGAUGACUCCUUCAGGUCCAUGUUCGCUCAGCUGUCUGGAGACGACAUGGAGAUCUCAGUGCGAGAGCUCCGGACCGUCCUCAACCGAGUCGUGUCCAAACACCGAGACCUGCAGACUGAUGGUUUCAGCAUGGAGUCCUGCAGAGCCAUGGUCAGCCUCAUGGACAAAGACGGCAGCGCUCGGCUCGGCCUGCUGGAGUUUCAGAUUCUCUGGAACAAGAUCAAGAAGUGGCUGGGAAUCUUCAGAGAGUUCGAUCUGGAUAAAUCAGGAUCUAUGAGCUCCUACGAGAUGCGUCUGGCGUUGGAAAACGGCGGGUUCAAACUGAACAACAAGCUGUACCAGACGCUGGUCGCUCGAUACGCCGACAACGAGAUGAUCGACUUCGACAACUUCACCUGCUGCCUGGUCAAACUGGAGGCCAUGUUCAAGACCUUCCAGGAGCUGGACCGGGACGCCACAGGAAGUGUAGAGAUGAACAUCAUCGAGUGGCUGUAUGUGACCAUGUGUGGCUGAAGAAGAAGAAGAAGAAGAAGAAGAAGAGUCUGAGCUCCAGUCAAAGUGCCUCCAACAGGAAGAAGAACAGGAAACUGCUCCACUGCAGCUGUAACCACACGGUGCUGCACAGUACUGCAGUACUACUUCAGUACUACUGCAGUACUGUGCUGACAUCAUCAAAGUCUUCCAACAUCAGCGUGGAGAAUCACUGCUGCCAGGAAAUAAUCAUUCACUUAAUCAGCGCUGUAAUCUGAAACUGAAUAUUUAUUUAAUAUUUAAAUUUAUUGACAUGUAUUAUUAUUUAUUGAUACCUGCUGAGGUGACCUGAGUGAGUCAGAAUGAAUCAGAUGCUGAAUCAUCAUUUUUAAGCUGCUGUGUCAUUGUUUACGAGGAGAGGCUCAUGGGAGUUGUAGUCUUUUGGUGUGUUUCUGUAGACGCUGAAGACGCUGACGUCGACACACGAUGAGAAUUUAUAUUUUCAGACACUUUUAGGCCACAAAACAAAGAACGGGUUAUUUCCUGUUUGAAGACAUUACUGCCCCCCGCUGGUGAGCGGUGGGACAGCAGGAGAUAACGUUUAAAUUCAAAUAAUAUAAGACUGACGUUUUAAGACUGGUUCAGGUUCUGAUUCAGGUUCUGGCAGCAGUGAGCUUCAUACUACAGACAGUGUGACACCUGCAGUGGAAACACUACAGUACUACAUAUUUACUACACUACAGCAGUACUACAGUACUACAUAUUUACAGCAGUACUACAGUACUACAUAUUUACAGCAGUACUACAGUACUACAUAUUUACAGCAGUACUACAUUACUACAUAUUUACUGCACUACAUCAGUACUACAUAUUUACAGCAGUACUACAGUACUAGAUAUUUACAGCAGUACUACAGUACUAGAUAUUUACUGCAGUACUACAGUACUAGAUAUUUACAGCAGUACUACAGUACUAGAUAUGUACUACACUACAGCAGUACUACAUAUUUACUACACUACAGCAGUACUACAUAUUUACAGCAGUACUACAGUACUACAUAUUUACAGCAGUACUACAGUACUAGAUAUUUACAGCAGUACUACAGUACUACAUAUUUACAGCAGUACUACAGUACUAGAUAUUUACUGCAGUACUACAGUACUAGAUAUUUACAGCAGUACUACAGUACUAGAUAUGUACUACACUACAGCAGUACUACAUAUUUACAGCAGUACUACAGUACUACAUAUUUACUACACUACAUCAGUACUACAUAUUUACAGCAGUACUACAGUACUAGAUAUUUACAGCAGUACUACAGUACUAGAUAUUUACAGCAGUACUACAGUACUACAUAUUUACAGCAGUACUACAGUACUAGAUAUUUACUGCAGUACUCUGCUGCUGCCUGCCCUCUGCAGAUAGGGGGCGCUACAGCUUUAACAUUUAGGCCUCUGCAUUAUUUCUUAGUGUAUUUCUGAGCUGCUGCCUCCACCUGUGAGUCAGAGCUCUGGGUUUAAUGACCGGGAGGAUGAAGGACAGUGAAGGCCUCAGCAGGUGGAGGCGUUCAGGUUCGGCUCGGUCAAACCAACACUGAUGCAGCAGAUGAGCUUCGUGUUUUCUCUCAUUAAAGUGAACUGAACAGCUGA